UCACCCCAGCGUAUCUCCACCUCCAAUGGCGUACCGGAGGGGGAGGCGGCCCCUUCCGUGCGUCUGACGUCACACGCUUUCCCCGUACUGGCUGCAAGCCCCACCUUUUGUGUUUCCCGCACCGUCAAUCAAAAAUAGGAAAAAAAAAAAAAAAACGCGCCUGGUCCGCUCCGUCCGCAGCGCGCCCGUGACGGCCCCACUCCAACCAUGUCACGCGUGUAACCCGCCAAGCUCGGCCUGCGCAGCCUGCCCGGGCCCGCCAGCGCUUCCCUUUGGAGACUCUGUGCCGCUGCCGGGAUUCUUUUUUUUUUUUUCUUUUUCUGGUUUACCCUUACGAUCCUGCCGCCGACACCAUGACCGCUCCGGAGCAGCCCGUUAAGCGAGAGGAGAUGUCCGCCCUGGAGAUCGACGGACAGAACGAGUACCUGCAGCACGGCCACAGCAGCGACGAGAGCGACCAAGGCGGCGGCGGGCAGAUCGGCCUCAGAAAAUAUGAAAACCUUGUCAGAGCCAACAACAUCACACAGCAGUUUGUUUGGGCUGAGGAUUUGCAAUCAGUGCAGUUAUCAGGAGGUCCAAAUAGAUGGGAAGUGUUGACUCCAGCCCAGGCUGCGCUAAAGGAUGAGGCUGGAAAUAUAGUCCAGCUUCCUAGUGGUGCUACAGUAACAUCAAGUGGACAGUAUGUGCUGCCCAUUCAGACUCUUCAAAAUCAGCAUCUGUUUUCUGUAGCACAAGGAUCAGACACGGCUAAUGGUACACUGUCUAAUGUACAGUAUCAAGUUAUACCACAGCUUCAAACUUCUGAUGGUCAGCAGGUCCAACUUGGCUUUGCCACAUCUGAUAAUGGCGGGUUAGACCAAGAAUCUGGUCAAAUUCAGAUUAUUCCUGGAAACCAUUCUGGUAGCCUUUUGUCAUCAAGUCCAAAUAUAUUAACACAAGCUGGUCAACUGCAGCAGAUUCAAGGAGUUACAAUUGGUGGCUCAUCAUACGGUGGCCAAACCCAGGUUGUUGCUAAUGUCCCAAUGGGCCUUCCUGGCAACAUUACCUUUGUUCCCAUAAACAGUGUUGACCUAGAUUCAUUGGGUCUUUCUGGUAGCUCUGAAGCAAUGACGGGCAUUACUGCAGAUGGACACUUGAUAAGUGCAGGGCAAGCCAUAGACAGUUCUGAUACGUCUGAAAGGACUGCAGAGCAUGAGCAUGUUUCUCCUGAUGCUGGCGAUACAAACUCGGAAACAGAUUUGUUUGUGCCAACCUCUUCUUCAUCUCAGCUUCCUGUUACUAUAGAUAGUACAGGAAUGCUUCAACAGGGUGCAAACAAUUUGUCUGAUAGUCCAUCUGGGCAUGUGCAAACAUCUGAUCUUCAGGGAAACUACAUCCAGACUUCAAUUUCAGACGAGUCGCAGAAUAUGCAGGUGUCUGCGUCACAACCAAUGGUACAGCAGAUCCAGCUUCAAGAUAGCCAGCAGCAAACCAGUCAAGCCCAACUCGUGCAAAGCAUUGCUCAGCAGGCGAUUCAAGCUGUUCAGGCUGGAGGUCAAGGCAUAUCUUCACAAGCGUUGCAAAACCUUCAAUUGCAGCUCAAUCCAGGAACGUUCUUAAUUCAAGCCCAAACAGUGACUCCUUCUGGCCAGAUUGCCUGGCAAACAUUUCAAGUUCAAGGUGUUCAGAACUUGCAAAAUUUGCAGAUUCAGAAUUCGUCUCCUCAACAGAUAACAUUGACACCUGUGCAGACUCUGACACUUGGCCAAGUUGGCGGAGGGGGUAAUUUAAGUACUGGUCAGUUGCCAAAUCUUCAGACUGUAACAGUAAACUCAGUUGAUGCUACAGGUAUGCAUCUGCAGCAUGGAGAUCACUCAGACAGCCCAACAGCUAUACGGAUUAAGGAGGAAGAACCGGAUCCAGAGGAAUGGCAACUUACCAGUGAUUCUACAGUCAACACCAAUGAUUUAACUCACCUGAGAGUCCAAGUUGUUGACGACGAACUCGACCAACCUAAUCAAGAGGGAAAAAGACUAAGGAGAGUAGCCUGCACUUGCCCCAACUGUAAAGAUGGAGCUGGAAGGGGUACCAAUCUUGGAAAGAAAAAGCAACACAUCUGUCACAUCCCAGGAUGCGGUAAAGUCUAUGGUAAAACGUCUCAUCUGAGAGCCCAUCUGCGUUGGCAUUCGGGGGAGCGUCCCUUUGUUUGUACUUGGAUGUUUUGUGGCAAAAGAUUCACUCGAAGUGAUGAACUGCAGCGACAUAGAAGAACACAUACUGGUGAAAAGAAGUUUGUCUGUCCGGAGUGUUCCAAGCGAUUUAUGCGUAGUGAUCACCUUGCCAAACACAUUAAAACCCAUCAAAAUAAGAAAGGCAUUCACUCCAGCAGUGCUGUACUGGCAUCCAUAGAAGCUAAACCAGAAGAUACAUUGAUAACUGCUGAAGGUACAACCCUCAUCCUUGCAAACAUUCAGCAGGGAUCCGUAUCUGGCAUAGGAACUGUAAAUACCGGCACCAGCGGUCAGGAUCUCCUCUCCAAUUCUGAGAUUCCUUUACAGCUUGUCACAGUUUCCGGAAAUGAGACAAUUGAGUAAAUAUCACGCAACACCUAUUAAUUGUGGUUAUUUUUAUACAGUAGUGGAAAAAAACCCUUGUUCUUGAGUUCUUAGAUAUCUUUUUAUUGAUGUGCAAACUUUUUUGGAUUGACAGUAACUUGGUUAUACAUGACACUGAAAUGCCUUACUUUGUAUGCUAUUCCAUAAGUAUGAAGAAAUGGUAAAAUUGCAUGGCUUUUGUAGGUACUUUCUGGAAUCUAGAAUUGAUGACAUUUUACCAUGACACAUACAAGUAUAAAUAAUAUCGACAGAUGGAGAUGGUAGUCUAACCAAAUGCAUCAAUCCAGUGUGGUUUAGUGUAAAAAAAAGACAUAAAAAAGAAAUAAGAAAAAAAAAUUCAAAAACAAGAAAAAAAAAAUUAAGAACAUGUUGGUAUUUAUCUAUUGUAAGAUAACAAAGUUGAUGGGUGACAAAGAAAUUAUGUUAUGAAAUGAGAUUUUGUAAUUUUCUUGAUGACUGGAAUUUUUAUUAUGCAUAACUGACAAAUCACGUUUCCCAGCACACCUGGCUUCGGUUUCACCACAGCUCACCACCAACUUAUCAAUUUAACAACCGAUUUGUUUUAAUUUGGUGAAUCUGUGUACACAAUUUUAAAUAUUUCUCUUGUAAAAAUAAAAAAUUAAAUUCUACAACAAGGUUUUAACUGGGCAGCAGCCGCUGUCUAGAUUGUUGAAUUAAAAAAAAAAAGCCAUGUGUGAAGAUUAAUUUGCCAAACCAAAUCUUGUCUAAAAUCGUUUUGAGUCAUGAAGGCAAUAUAACCAAUGUUGAAAGACUUUAUAGGUUGAAGCAUUUUUGAAUGGUAAAUGUUAUGAUUAAGCACCCAUGUUAUUGAACACUGGUGGACCAAAAACAGUGAACUGUUCGUCAUUCAGCGCAUCUUUCAAUUUUCGAGUACUCGGACAUCACAUCCAUCGUUGUAAAUUAAGUAGUCUAGCAUAUGCAAACAUGAUUUCAGUCAUUUCCAUAGUGACAAUAAAAGACCUACAAAUCCUAGUCAUGGGGGGGGGGAGGGGGAGAGGGUAUACAAGGGGUGUUUUUUUUUUUUUGUUUUUUUUUUUCUUUUAAACUUAGUUGGUGAAUCAGCAUUUAAACAACCUAUUUGCUUCUACCCAUUAAAAAUUGUAUGUAUCGAAUACAUGUACCUGAUAAAUAUGUAUAUGUUUUUUUUAUUAUGUUGCUGUAUUUUCGUUUUAUUUUUUAAUAAUUGUUUAUAUUUUCAACUAUAGAAAGUGUACAAAUACAAAGUUACAUUGCAGGUAUGUAAGGUCUAUACCAUUUUUCUAAGACGUAGCAAAAUGAAAGAAUAAACUGCAGCACCUACAACAGUUCACUUAUUUACAGGCUUUGUUUGGGUCUAUUUCUUAUUGUUAUGACCGUUAUGACCACCUCAGAUUUAAAAGCUACCUUUAAAGUGUAUGUUUAAAGUGUAUUAUAACAGUGUGGUAGUUUAAUAAAACACUAUUUUCUUUCUUUUGA
Molecule: messenger RNA, 4070 nt
Organism: Pseudophryne corroboree (corroboree frog)
Lineage: Eukaryota; Metazoa; Chordata; Amphibia; Anura; Myobatrachidae
Gene: SP3
Product: Sp3 transcription factor
Exons: 7
Coding region: 354-2573 (739 amino acids)
Biological process (GO): regulation of transcription by RNA polymerase II
Molecular function (GO): RNA polymerase II cis-regulatory region sequence-specific DNA binding; DNA-binding transcription factor activity, RNA polymerase II-specific
Source: RefSeq, a predicted model, not a curated record